Erythranthe guttata (spotted monkey flower) is the source of this 1106-nucleotide messenger RNA. It is a transcript of the gene SFGH, whose product is annotated as S-formylglutathione hydrolase. Lineage: Eukaryota; Viridiplantae; Streptophyta; Magnoliopsida; Lamiales; Phrymaceae. Gene Ontology annotation, molecular function: S-formylglutathione hydrolase activity. Gene Ontology annotation, biological process: formaldehyde catabolic process. Gene Ontology annotation, cellular component: cytosol. The record is from RefSeq and is a predicted model, not a curated record.
GAUAAUUGUGAAUCCCUGUCGAAGGGCAGGCAGACAACAAGACGAGUGUUACUGUGCGAGUGUGUGUACGCGCGGAAAUGGCGUCGACCGACAAACCAAUCGAAAUCAGCAGCGCGAAGAUGUUCGAUGGAUACAACAAGAGAUACAAACACUACAGCCAUACUUUGGGCUGCUCCAUGAAUUUCCAUAUCUACUUUCCCCCUAAUUCUUCCCCUUCCCACAAAUUCCCCGUACUUUACUGGCUUUCCGGGCUUACGUGCACCGACGAGAAUUUCAUCGCCAAAUCGGGUGCUCAACGUGUUGCUUCGAGUGAGGGUGUUGCUCUGAUCGUCCCAGAUACUUCUCCAAGGGGGUUGAAUGUUGAAGGAGAGUCCGACAGCUGGGAUUUUGGUGUAGGUGCUGGGUUUUAUCUGAACGCAACACAAGAAAAGUGGAAGAACUGGCGAAUGUACGACUACAUUGUGAAGGAACUGCCGGCGCUCGUUCACGAAAAUUUCCCACAGCUCGACACAACUCGAGCGUCUAUAUUUGGUCAUUCGAUGGGCGGACAUGGAGCGCUCGUAAUUUACCUUAAAAAUUUGGACAAAUACAAGUCGGUGUCGGCUUUUGCACCUAUUGUGAAUCCUACAAAUUGUCCGUGGGGCCACAAAGCUUUCACUAAUUACUUGGGCGAAAAUAAAUCUGCUUGGGAGGAAUAUGACGCCACGCUGCUUAUAUCGAAAUACAAUAAUCUUUCGGCAACUAUCCUCAUCGAUCAGGGAAGUGAUGAUAAAUUCUUGAGUGAGCAACUAAAACCGGAGAUAUUUGAGGAGGCUUGUCGAAAGGCUAAUGUUCCUCUGUUACUCAGAAUGCAAGCGGGUUACGAUCACUCGUACUUUACCAUUGCUACUUUCAUAGACGACCACAUUCGUCACCAUGCUCAAGCCCUUAAUCUAUAAUAAUAAUCUUAUUACCUAUGUAAUAAUUUUAUUUCCUAGGUUCGUGUGACGAAUUCAAUUUCGACUACUUUUGUACUGCAAACCCGUUACGUGUUCCGUUGUUUCUUCGGUUCUUGAAGCAUGUUUUGUGGCACAAUUUUUUAAUUUUUAUUUUAAUCUUUUUUCUUA